AUGGCGAAGGAAGAAGAGGAUGAGAAGAAAGCCAAGAAAGGGAAGAAGGGGAAGAAGGCGCCGGAGCCGGAGAAGCCCAAGCGGAGCCUGAAGGGGACUUCGCGGCUGUUCAUGGGCUUCCGAGACCGCACGCCCAAAAUCUCCAAGAAGGGGCAGUUCCGGAGCGCGUCGGCAUUCUUCUGGGGGCUCCACACCGGACCCCAGAAGACCAAACGCAAGAAGAAGGCGCGCACGGUGCUCAAGUCUACGUCGAAGCUCAUGACGCAGAUGCGCGUGGGCAAGAAGAAGCGCGCCAUGAAGGGCAAGAAGCCGUCCUUCAUGGUGAUCCGCUUCCCUGGCCGGCGCGGCUACGGUCGCCUGCGCCCGCGUGCCCAGUCGCUCAGCAAGGCGUCCACGGCCAUCAACUGGCUCACCAAGAAAUUCCUCAUCAAGAAGGCUGAGGAGUCGGGCAGCGCGCAGGCCACACUGGACGCCUGGAUGGACCGCUCCGGCUCCCGCGUGGGCUCGCGCAAGCUGCCCUUCCCGUCGGGCGCCGAGAUCCUGCAGCCUGGGGGUCGCCUGCGCAGGUUCCCGCGUGCCCACAGCAUCUACGAGUCGGGCGAGCCCGUGGGCUUCCUGCCCUUCGAGGACGAGGCCCCGUUCCGGCACUCGGGCUCCCGCAGGUCGCUGUACGGGCUGGAGGGCUUCCAGGACCUGGGCGAGUACUACGACUACCACCGCGAGGGUGAUGACUACUACGACCGGCAGUCGCUGUACCAGUACGAGGAGGAGCCCCACCGGGGCGCCUAUGGCCUCCACGGCCCAGCCUGGCCGCCCUAUGACUACCCGCACGGGUACCCGCCCGAGGACCCCUACGACUACUACGGCCCAGACUACUAUGGGGGCUCCUUCUACUCCAACUACGGCUACCGCUAUGGCUACGACGACUACGAGCCCCCCUACGCGCCCCCGUCGGCGUUAGCGUCUCCCUACGGCUACUACGACGCAUAUGCGGGCGAGGCGCAACUGCACGGCUACUACCAGGACUCCUACGCCCCUUCCAAUGCGCUUUACCCGCCCUACCCGCCCUACGACCUGCCCUACCUGGAUCCCUACGCGCCGCCCUACAGCGUCCCCUACGGUGCCUCCCAUGGAGUCCCCUACGCCGAAGGCAUCUAUGGUGGCGGGGACCAGGCCAUCUACCCCCCCGAGGGGCCCUAUCUUCCGCCGGAGCAGCCGGCCUUCGCGUACCCGUGGGUACCGCCGCCCAUCCUGUCGCCUCACAACCCGUACGCCCACCCCAUGGAUGACAUCGCGGAGCUGGAGGAGCCCGAGGAGGCGGGCGGUGAUAGGCAGGGCACCUCCUUCCGCCUGCCCAGCGCCGCCUUCUUCGAGCAGCAGGGCAUGGACAAGCCCGCCAGGUCCAAGUUGUCCCUCAUCCGCAGGUUCCGCCUCUUCCCGCGGCCCCAAGUGAAGCUGUUUGGGAAGGAGAAGUUGGACGUGCCCCUGCCGCCCUCCCUGGACAUCCCUCUGCCCUUGGGAGAUGCGGACGAAGACGAAGAAGAGGAUGAGAUGCCGCCGCUGCCCCCGGUGCCCUACGGCCACCCCUUCUGGGGCUUCCUCACGCCGCGGCAGCGCCGCCUCCAGCGUGCCCUCUCGGCCUUCGGCGCCCCCCGGGGCCUGGGCUUCAGGUCGGACUUCGGACGCCCAGCGCCGCGCCCGGCCACCUCGCUGGCGCGGUUCCUCAAAAAGACUUUGUCGGAAAAGGAGCCUAUCCCGCGGCUGAGGGGCAGCCAGAAGGCCCGGGCGCGAGGCCCAGCGGUCAGGGAGGCGGCCUACAAGCGCUUCGGCUACAAGCUGGCCGGCAUGGACCCCGAGCGGCCCGGCACGCCCAUCGUGCUGCGGAGGGCGCAGGCGCGCGCGCGCAACAACAACAACUCCCGCCGUCCGCCGACGCCGCCGCGAGCCCCAAGCCCCGCCCCCGGCUUGCCGCCCGCCCCAGCCCUCGUCCCCUCCGGCCUGACCCCGCCGGCUUCGCCCUACGACUCGCUCCGCCGGCACCCGCCGCCCUGGGCCGCCCCGGCUCACGUGCCCCUCGCACCCCAGGCCAGCUGGUGGGCCUUGGCCGAGCCCCCGCCCGUGAGCCCCGAGGGGCUCCCUGACCCUCUGGCCUUCCCCGGACCCCGGCUCUCCUUCAGGGGCUCCCGCCGGCGGGACGCGGCCUUCGGCUUCCCCGGGCACUCGCCCCGGCCCUCGCUGAGGAGCCCGCCCCUCCUGGGGUACCGCUCAUCCCUGGGGCCCCGCUCGCCCCUGGGGCCCUUGUCCCCCCAGCCCUCCGUCCGCCCCGGCCCCUUCCGGCCGCCCUUCUCGCCGCCGCCCCGCCGUCCCCGCUCGCUGCGGGAGCCCCUGUCCCCGCGCCGAGCCUCGGGGCGCCCGGGCGCACCCUUGUCGCCGGCUCUGGGCUCCCCGCGGCCGCCCUCGCCGCCCCCUCUGCUGGGCCCCAGCCCACGGAACCGCUCGCUCAACCUGCCCUCGCGCCUCCCGCGCACGUGGCGCAGCCUCAGCGAGCCUCCCACCAGGGCCGUGAAGCCCCGGCCGCGCCAGUCCUUCCCCCUGCCUCCCGGCCCUGGGUCUUGGCGGGCGGCUGCCGCUGCCGCUGCCUCUGCCCCUGCCCCUGAGCACCGCAAGAGCCAGCGCGAGCCCAAGGAUUCGGAGACGCUCUGGACAGUGCCCCCGCUGGCCCCCAGCUGGGACGUGGACAUUCCUGACACCCACCGGCCACCCUCGCCCUGGCCGGGAGGCCCAGGCAGCCUCCGUGGCUUCUCCAGGCCAACCCCUGUACCCCCAAACCCCUUCCUCCAGCACGUGGGCCCAGGGCUAUCCCCUGCUCCCCAGCCUGAAGAUCCAGCCUCUGACUCAACCGGUAUUCUCCUGGGUAGACACCACGACCCAGGGCCUGGACAGCUGACUAAAUCGGCCAACCCGAGCCCCAAGAAGCCUGAAGAAGAGGCCUGUCCGGAGGACCCCCAGCCACCAGCAGAGCCUGAGCCCCCGACCCUGACACCCCCCAAGGAUUCCCCCUCAGAGCGGAAAACACUGAGGCUCAGCUUCUCCUACCCUCUGGCCACCUCUGACCAGAUGAGGGCCACGUGGCCACCAUGGCGCCGCUGGGGGACACUGCCCAGGACCCCAGCCCCCUUGGCGCCCUCUGGGGCCCCAGGACCCCUGCCCAAGGCGGGUGAAUGGCUCCAGGCAAGCCCUGGGCGUUUUGCUGUGGUCAUGCCUCGUGUGCAAAAGCUGAGCUCUUUCCAGCGAGCUUGUCCUGCUACCCUGCAGCCUCCCAUCCAGGAGCCAGAGCCUGGGCCCGGGCUGAGAGCCUGGAGUCUGCUCUGGUCCCGCCUCUGGCUGCCGGUGGAGGCCCAUCAACCCUGCACACGAGUACACGCUCGCCCCCCGUCCUGCCGCCUGGGCCCUGGAGCUGCCUGCCUGCCCCAAGGGGGCCCUGGGGAAAAGAAUGGCCCCAAAGGCUGGUGGAACAAGAUGCACUCCAUCCGCAACCUGCCGUCCACACGGUUCCGUGAGCAGCACCGGGAGGAUGGCGUGGAGGACAUGACGCAGCUGGAAGAUCUCCAGGAGACCACUGUGCUGGCCAACCUCAAGACCAGAUUUGAACGGAACCUCAUCUACACGUACAUCGGCAGCAUCCUGGUGUCGGUGAACCCGUACCGGAUGUUUGGGAUCUACGGGCUGGAGCAGGUGCAGCAGUACAGUGGGCGGGCUCUGGCUGAGAAUUCCCCGCACCUCUUUGCAAUUGCAAAUCUCGCCUUCGCCAAAAUGCUUGAUGCCAAACAGAGCCAGUGCAUAAUCAUCAGCGGAGAGAGCGGCUCUGGAAAAACUGAGGCCACGAAGCUGAUUCUGCGCUACCUGGCGGCCAUGAACCAGAAACGGGGCAUCACACGGCAGAUAAAGAUCCUGGAGGCCACACCCCUCCUGGAGUCCUUCGGUAACGCCAAAACUGUCAGGAAUGACAACUCCAGCCGCUUUGGAAAGUUUGUGGAGAUCUUUCUGGAAGGGGGCAUGAUUUCUGGUGCCAUAACCUCGCAGUACCUGCUGGAGAAAUCCAGGAUCGUGUUUCAGGCCAAAAACGAGAGGAACUACCACAUCUUCUAUGAGCUGCUGGCUGGGCUGCCCGCCCAGCUCCGGCAGGCCUUCAGCCUGCAGGAGGCCGAGACCUACUACUACCUGAACCAGGGUGGGAACUGUGAGAUCUCAGGGAAGAGCGACGCGGACGACUUCCGCCGGCUGCUGGCCGCCAUGGAGGUGCUGGGCUUCAGCGCCGAGGACCAGGACAGCAUCUUCCGCAUCCUGGCCUCCAUCCUGCACCUGGGCAACGUCUACUUUGAGAAGUAUGAGACGGACGCACAGGAGGUUGCCUCGGUGGUGAGCGCCCGGGAGAUCCAGGCCGUGGCCGAGCUGCUGCAGGUCUCCCCCGAGGGCCUGCAGAAGGCCAUCACCUUCAAAGUGACCGAGACAAUGCGAGAGAAGAUCUUCACCCCCCUGACUGUGGAGAGCGCUGUGGAUGCCAGGGAUGCCAUCGCCAAGGUCCUGUACGCGCUGCUGUUUGGCUGGCUCAUCACCAGGGUCAACGCGCUGGUGUCCCCGCAGCAGGACGCGCUGUCCAUUGCCAUCCUGGACAUCUAUGGCUUCGAGGACCUGAGCUUCAACAGCUUCGAGCAGCUGUGCAUCAACUAUGCAAACGAGAGCCUCCAGUACCUCUUCAACAAGAUUGUCUUCCAGGAGGAACAGGAGGAGUACAUCCGCGAGCAGAUCGACUGGCAGGAGAUCGCCUUCGCCGACAAUCAGCCCUGCAUCAACCUCAUCUCGCUGAAGCCCUACGGCAUUCUGCGCAUCCUCGACGACCAGUGCUGCUUCCCCCAGGCCACAGACCACACGUUUCUGCAGAAGUGCCAUUACCACCACGGCGCCAACCCACUCUACUCCAAACCCAAGAUGCCACUGCCCGAGUUCACCAUCAAGCACUAUGCGGGCAGAGUCACCUACCAGGUGCACAAGUUCCUGGACAAGAACCAUGACCAGGUGCGCCAGGAUGUGCUGGACCUGUUUGUGCGGAGCCGGACACGGGUGGUGGCACACCUCUUCUCCAGCCAUGCCCCGCAGGCUGCCCCUCAGCGCCUGGGCAAGAGCAGCUCUGUCACCCGGCUCUACAAGGCGCACACGGUGGCUGCUAAGUUCCAGCAGUCGCUCCUGGAUCUGGUGGAAAAGAUGGAGAGGUGUAACCCCUUGUUCGUCAGGUGCCUGAAGCCCAACCACAAGAAGGAGCCAGGCCUCUUUGAGCCAGAUGUGGUGAUGGCCCAGCUACGCUAUUCGGGGGUGCUGGAGACUGUGCGGAUCCGCAAGGAGGGCUUUCCGGUGCGGCUGCCCUUCCAGAUGUUCAUCGACAGGUACCGCUGUCUAGUGACCCUCCAGCACAACCUGCCAGCCAGUGGGGACAUGUGUGUGUCCGUGCUGAGCCGCCUGUGCACGGUCACGCCAAACAUGUACCGCGUCGGCGUCAGCAAGCUGUUCCUGAAGGAGCACCUGCACCAGCUGCUGGAGGGCAUGCGGGAGCGCGUCCUGAACCUGGCAGCCCUCACGCUGCAGCGCUGCCUCCGCGGCUUCUUCAUUCAGCGGCGUUUCCGCUCCCUGCGCCGCAAGAUCAUCUUGCUGCAGAGCCGGGCCCGUGGCUACCUGGCCAGGCAGCGGUAUCAGCAGAUGAGGAGGCGUCUGGUGAAGUUCCGGGCCCUGGUGCACACGUGCACAAGCCACCGGCGUCACCUCAAGGUGCUGCAGGCCUGCCCCUUGCCCUCCUCCCAGGAGCCGGGCCUGCCCCGUCGGGCUCCGGCGGGGGCAGCAGGAACAGGGAGGAAGCACUUGGCCCCCAGGCAGAGACUGCUGCCAAGGGCGGAGCGGAGGUUCUGGGUAGCGGAGGCGUGGCUACGGGGGCAGGAGGAGCUGAGCAAGCGGCAGGUGGUGGCCGUGGGGCACCUGGAGGUCCCGGUGGAGCUGGCUGGGCUCUUGCGAGCAGUGGCGGGCCUCAGGACGGGCCAGGUGCCCCGGGUGGCCCCCGUGCGGACUCCCCGGCUUCAGGCUGAGCCCCGGGUCACGCUGCCCCUGGAUAUCAACAACUACCCCAUGGCCAAGUUUGUCCGGUGCCACUUCAAGGAACCUGCCUUCGGGAUGCUGACAGCGCCCCUGAGGACGCCUCUCACACGGCUGCCAGCGGAGUAUCAUGCAGAGGCCGUGGGCAUCUUCAAGCUGAUCCUGCGUUUCAUGGGUGACCCCCAGCUGCACGGAGCCCGGGACCACGUCUUCGGGAACUACAUCGUGCAGAAAGGGCUGGCGGUGCCCGAGCUGCGGGAUGAGAUCCUGGCGCAGCUGGCCAACCAGGUGUGGCGCAACCCCAGUGCCCACAACGCUGAGCGGGGCUGGCUCCUGCUGGCCGCCUGCCUCGGCGGCUUUGCGCCUUCCCCGCGCCUCGACAAGUACCUGCUCAAGUUUGUGUCUGACUAUGGGCGGAAUGGCUUCCAGGCUGUGUGUCAACAUCGCCUCAUGCAGGCCAUGGGCCAGGCCCAACAGCAGGGUUCUGGCGCUGCCCGCACCUUCCCUCCGACCCAGCUCGAGUGGACAGCAACCCAGGAGAAGGCCGGAAUGGCGCUGGACGUGGGCUGCUUCAACGGUGACCAGUUCUCCUGCCCAGUGCACUCCUGGAGUACGGGGGAAGAGGUGGCUGGAGACAUUCUGAGGCACAGGGGGCUGGCCGACGGCUGGCGGGGCUGGACGGUGGCUAUGAAGAAGGGGGUCCAGUGGGCAGAGCUGGCCGGCCACGACUACGUGCUAGAUCUGGUGUCGGACCUCGAGCUACUCAGGGAGUUCCCGCGACGGAAAGCCUACUUCAUCGUGGGUGCAGAGGGGCCCACGGCUGGCAGGGGAGGUCCCAGGGUGUUUGGAAACAGCUGGGACUCGGACGAGGAUGCGCCCGCUAGGCCCCAGCCCCCGGGGCAUGUGCCCGUCGUGGCCAACUCCGAUGGGUACUGCAGCCACAAUGAGGACGGUACAAAUGGGGAGAUUGAGGCCCAGAGAGGGACAGUGACCCACCAAGACUCAGACAGCCUUGGGGAGCCUGCUGUGCCCCACAGAGGACUGGACUGCUACCUGGAUAGCCUCUUCGACCCCGUGCUGUCCUACGGGGAUGCGGACCUGGAGAAGCCAACAGCCAUUGCCUACCGCAUGAAAGGGGGCGGCCAGCCUGGUGGAGAUGGCAGUAGCGGCAGCAAAGGCGGCCCCCGGAGACCUCCAGAGCCAAAGCCAAAGCCAAUUCCAGGCCUGGACGCCUCCACGUUGGCCCUGCAGCAAGCCUUCAUCCACAAGCAGGCUGUGCUGCUGGCCCGGGAGAUGACCCUGCAGGCCAUGGCGCUCCAGCAGCAGCCCCUGAGUCCCAGCCCAAGGCCAUCACCCCCAGAGAAACCCCUAGCGCCAGAGGCCCGGCCGAAGUUCGUAGGCACUGGACUCCCGGCCAAGCCCGUGCUCUUGCGCUCCGCUCCAAAGCCUGUGGCUCCCGCUCCUCUGGUCAAGGCCCCGAGGCCCCCCACCAAGCCCGUUGCUGCCCCCAUUCUAGCUCAGGGCCGGGCGCCUCCAGAAUCCACUUCGCCCGGCCUAGAGCUGGUCCGGUCCUCGACCCUCAACUCGGAGCACUUCCCGCAGCCCACGCAGCAGAUCAAGGACAUCGUCAGGCAGCACCAGCAGCCGCCCCGGGGAGGCCGGCCCGAGGCCUUCAGGAAGGACGGCGGGAGGGUGUUCGUGAAGCGGCCGGACCCCCACGAGGAGGCCCUGAUGAUCCUGAGGGGGCAGAUGAGCCAUGCAGCGGCGGCACCUGGCGCCCAGGUCCCCAGAGAGGCCGUAGCCCUGGUGAAGCCAGUGACCAGCACACCAAGGCCAUCCGUGGGGCCCACUCCAGUGCUGUCCUCACGGUCCCUGGAGCCGGCCGAGGACCCCGUGCAGACGCGGCUGCACCGCCUCCUCAGCCCCGACUUCUACGGCUACCAGGAUGCCCCCUGGCAGAUCUUCCUGCGCAAAGAGGUGUUCUACCCCAAGGACAGCUACAGCCACCCUGUGCAGCUGGACCUGCUGUUCCGCCAGAUCCUGCACGACACGCUCUCCGAGGCCUGCCUGCGCAUCUCUGCGGAGGAGAGGCUCCAGAUGAAAGCCCUGUUUGCCCAGAAGCAGCUGGACACACAAAGGCCCUUGGUGACAGAGAGUGUGAAGCGGGCCGUGGUCAGCAUUGCACGCGACAGCUGGGAGGUCUAUUUCUCCCGCCUCUUCCCUGCCACGGGCAGCGUGGGCACCGGCGUGCAGAUCCUAGCUGUGUCCCACACAGGCAUCAAACUCCUGCGCGUGGUCAAGGGCAGCCACGAGGCCGGUGGGCCGCUUCGGGUCCUGCGCACAUACAGCUUUGCAGAUAUCCUGUUUGUGACCAUCCCCUCCCAGAACAUGCUGGAGUUCAACUUGGCCAGCGAGAAGGUCAUUCUCUUCUCAGCCCGAGCUCACCAGGUCAAGACCCUGGUGGACGACUUCAUCCUGGAGCUGAAGAAGGACUCGGACUACGUGGUUGCUGUGAGGAACUUCCUGCCUGAGGACCCAGCGCUGCUGGCCUUCCACAAGGGCGACAUCAUCCACCUGCAGCCCCUGGAGCCACCUCGAAUGGGCUACAGUGCUGGCUGUGUGGUCGGCAAGAAGGUCGUGUACCUGGAGGAGCUGCGGCGUCGAGGUCCUGACUUCGGUUGGCGAUUUGGGACCAUCCAUGGGCGUGUGGGCCGCUUCCCUUCUGAGCUGGUGCAGCCUGCGGCUGCCCCCGACUUUCUGCAGCUGCCUGCAGAGCCGGGCCGGGGCCGCGCUGCCGCCGUGGCCGCUGCCGUGGCCUCCACUGCCGCUGCCCGGGAGGUGGGCCGCAGGAGGGAGGGUCCCCCAGUCAGGGCUGGCUCCGCCGACUGUGGGGAGGACGGCCUGGCUCUCCCACCGUACACAAUGCUCGAGUUUGCCCAGAAGUAUUUCCGAGACCCUCAGAGGAGACCCCAGGACGGCCUCAGGCCGAAAUCCAAGGAGGGUCGGGAGUCCAGAACCUUGGAGGACAUGCUUUGCUUCACCAAGACCCCGCUCCAGGACUCCCUCAUUGAGCUCAGCGACAGCAGCCUCAACAAGAUGGCCACAGACAUGUUUCUAGCUGUGAUGCGGUUCAUGGGGGAUGCCUCGCUGAAGGGCCAGAGUGAACUGGACGUGCUUUGCACCCUCCUGAAGCUGUGCAGGGACCAUGAGGUCAUGCGGGACGAGUGUUACUGCCAAGUUGUGAAGCAGAUCACAGACAACACCAGCACCAAGCCGGACAGCUGCCAGCGAGGCUGGAGGCUGCUGUACAUCGUGGCUGCCUACCGCAGCUGCUCCGAAGUCCUCCAGCCACACCUCGUUCGCUUCCUCCAAGACGUGGGCCGGACCCCGGGCCUGCCCUUCCAGGGGAUUGCUAAGGCCUGUGAGCAGAACCUGCAGAGAACGCUGCGCUUCGGUGGCCGUCUGGAGCUCCCCGGCAGCAUGGAGCUUCGGGCCAUGUUGGCCGGCCGCAGUUCCAAGAGGCAGCUCUUUCUUCUCCCUGGAGGCCUCGAGCGCCAUCUCAAGAUCAAAACAUGCACCGUGGCCCUGGACGUGGUGGAGGAAAUCUGUGCUGAGAUGGCUCUGACCCGCCCCGAGGCCUUUGAUGAGUAUGUCAUCUUUGUUGUCACCAACCGAGGCCAGCACGUGUGCCCGCUCAGCCGCCGCGCCUACAUCCUGGAUGUGGCCUCGGAGAUGGAGCAGGUGGAUGGUGGCUACACGCUGUGGUUCCGGCGUGUGCUCUGGGAUCAGCCGCUCAAGUUCGAGAAUGAGCUCUACGUGACCAUGCACUACAACCAGGUGCUGCCCGAUUACCUGAAGGGCCUGUUCAGCAGCAUGCCGGCCGGCCAGCCCAGCGAGCAGCAGCUGCAGCAGGUGUCCAAGCUGGCCGCGCUGCAGCACCGAGCCAAGGACCACUUCUACCUGCCCAGCACGCGCGAGGCCCAGGAGUACAUCCCGGCCCAGCUCUACCGCACCGUGGCCGGCUCGGCGUGGCUCAGCCUGCUUGGCCAGCACCGGCAGCAGAUGCAGGCACUCAGCCCCCACCAGGCUCGCGCCCAGUUUCUGGGCCUCCUCAGCGCCUCGCCCAUGUUCGGCUCCUCCUUCUUCUUCGUCCAGAGCUGCAGCAACGGCGCGGUGCCCGCCCCCUGCAUCCUUGCGGUCAACCAGAAUGGCCUCAACUUCCUCAGCACCGAGACCCACGAGCUGAUGGUGAAGUUCUCCCUGAAGGAGAUCCAGUCGACGAGGACCCAGCGGCCCACGGCCAGCUCCAGCUACCCAUACGUCGAGAUCGCACUGGGGGAUGUGGCGGCCCAGCGCACCAUGCAGCUGCAGCUGGAGCAGGGCCUGGAGCUGUGUCGCGUGGUGGCCGUGCACGUGGAGAACCUGCUCAGUGCCCGUGAGAAGCGGCUCACACUGCCCCCCAGCGAGAUCACGCUGCUCUGA
Molecule: messenger RNA, 10620 nt
Organism: Mesoplodon densirostris (Blainville's beaked whale)
Lineage: Eukaryota; Metazoa; Chordata; Mammalia; Artiodactyla; Ziphiidae
Gene: MYO15A
Product: myosin XVA
Exons: 66
Coding region: 1-10620 (3539 amino acids)
Cellular component (GO): myosin complex; cytoskeleton
Molecular function (GO): ATP binding; protein binding; cytoskeletal motor activity
Source: RefSeq, a predicted model, not a curated record